This is a messenger RNA of Photinus pyralis (common eastern firefly), 1224 nucleotides long. RefSeq names its product cyclin-Q. Bases 368 to 1129 code for a protein of 253 amino acids. The transcript has 3 exons. The record is from RefSeq and is a predicted model, not a curated record. Gene Ontology annotation, molecular function: cyclin-dependent protein serine/threonine kinase regulator activity. Gene Ontology annotation, biological process: regulation of transcription by RNA polymerase II. Gene Ontology annotation, cellular component: nucleus. NCBI's taxonomy places the organism in Eukaryota, Metazoa, Arthropoda, Insecta, Coleoptera, Lampyridae.
UCGUGCUCGUGAAUGUGACACGCGCCCUACUGGUACAGUGACGUCACUAAACCACUCCAACCAAGGCGAAGGCCUCUCGAAACGGCCUUACAAGUUUAAUACGUUAAAUGGUGUCUGGUUGUGCUUGUUGCGGCUGCCUUUUGUUUAUUUGAAACUUGUACCCCAUUCGAUAAGCGAGUUUAAAUUUGUGUGUGCAUAGAUAAGGGAUUGAUUGCGUCACUGUAGCGCGUGUGUUUAAAUAAUCUCAAACCAGAUUCAUCUGCACCAUAAGAUCUGCACAUUGAAAAGUAGAACACACCACUUCCCUUUCAUUAAUUUUAAUUUGUACGUUUUUGCUUUGUAGACUUCAAUCAAUAGAUUCUACAAAAUGAAAGAUGUUAUUGAUGUCAUGGAAUUGCAAAGAGAGAAAACUCGCAGAGUACAAAGCCUUGAUUAUCGUCAACUAGAUUUUGCUGCAGGAUUUACUCCCGCUCGCUUUAUCUUUGAAUGUGGAAUAAAAUUGCACGCUCAACCUUUAACUAUUGCCAGUGCGACAAUUCUCAUGCAUAGGUUCUUCAAAGAAGUUGAUCCCACUAAUUAUGAUUGCUAUCUAAUUGCCGCCUCAACAUUGUAUUUGGCCGGAAAAGUAAAAGAUGACGCCCUCAAAAUUCGCGAUAUCAUAAACGUAGCACAUAACACUCUCCAUCGGGGAAGCAGCCCUUUGGAGAUUGGUGAUGAGUACUGGAAUAUGAGGGAUGCUAUUGUUCAAGCUGAACUAUUAAUAAUGAGAAUCUUGAAAUUUGAAGUUUCUAUUGUACAUCCUCAUAAAUACAUGCUGCACUAUUUGCGUUCAAUGGAAGGCUGGAUCGGAAAAGAUAAGUGGAAUUGCAUCCCAAUAGCGCGGACUGCUGCUUCAUUCUUACAAGACUACCACCAUGACUCCACAAUUUUAGACUACGCGCCACAGCAUAUCGCGAUAGCGUGUAUUUCAUUAGCGUUACAAUGUUAUGGAGUACGUCUGCCACUCAUUGAAGAUAAUGAGGAUGAAGCGUGGUACACAAUGUUUGCAAAGGAUCUGCAGAAGGAUAAACAUUGGGAAAUUAUGGAAAAAAUAAUGGAGGUGUACAAUAAAGAACCCGAAAAUGCAUGAGUAUUGUUCUUUGACUGUACUAAAUAGAAGUUCUCAGUAUUUUAAAUGAUUUUGAUAAUUUUUAAUUGAUAAUAAACAAUUUUUUCAAACUUUGA